Engraulis encrasicolus (European anchovy) is the source of this 4954-nucleotide messenger RNA. RefSeq names its product alpha-2-macroglobulin-like protein 1. Gene Ontology annotation, cellular component: extracellular region. Lineage: Eukaryota; Metazoa; Chordata; Actinopteri; Clupeiformes; Engraulidae. Bases 89 to 4471 code for a protein of 1460 amino acids. Gene Ontology annotation, molecular function: endopeptidase inhibitor activity. The transcript is spliced from 34 exons. The record is from RefSeq and is a predicted model, not a curated record.
AGUCAGUCAGUGUCAGAGUGUCAGUCAGAGUGUGUGUCCGUCUGUGGCUGUGUGUGUGUGUGUCUGCUUGUGCUUGCGUCCGAGCAGAAUGGCCCUCGCCAGGAUCCUGAUCGCUGGAGGGCUGCUGAGCUGCCUCCUAAGUCUCUGCUGCUCCCAAUCAACACCACGACCGUCUUUCCUGGUGAGUUUCCCGGCCGUGGUUAGGUCCGAGUCCGAGGCCAAAGUAUGUGCCAGCCUCCUGAGUCCCAACGAGACUCUGGUUAUGUCCAUCUACGUAAUCAAUGGAGACCAGAAGAAGCUGAUCCACCAGGAGACAUCGGACAAGGACUUUCACCGCUGCUUCACCUUCCAGGCCCCAGAGGUCAAAGAGGAUCUGUUGCAGAGCGUCAGAGUGGAGGUCAAAGGUCAGACCACUCUCUGGACUAGAGAGAGCCGCUUCCAGUUCAGCCCAAAGCUGAGCCCCUUUGUCCUCAUCCAAACAGACAAGCCCAUAUACAGCCCAGGACAACCAGUGCAUUUCAGACUGGUUACCUUGGAUACAGACUUCAUCCCCCUCCAGCAGAAGUACCACAAAGUAACCCUUCAGGACAACCACGACAACGUGAUUGGCCAGUGGUUGAAUGUGACGACGGAGAAGACCCUGGUGACACUGUCCCACCCUCUGAACCCAGAGGCAUCGCAGGGCACCUACCGGCUGAUGGUCUCCGCACAGGAGGGCGGGGAGAAGACACACACCUUCCAGGUCAAAAAAUAUGUGUUGCCCAAGUUUGAGGUGAGCGUGACCACUCCAGAGAAACUCAGUAUUGGAGCACCUGAGGCGGUGCUGAUGGCUUGUGCCAAGUACACGUUCGGGCAGCCUGUCCCUGGGAAGGCCGUGGUGACUCUUUGCCGAUCCCCUGAUGUAAGCUACCAUGAUGAUGAUGAUUUGGCCAGAGCAACCUUGAAACUAUGUUCAGCUGAGACACUAGAGCUGGAUCCGGCUGGCUGUGCCACUCAUACCUUCGACAUGGCAGCAGUGGCCGGCCCUAACAUUAAUAGAAAAAUGACGGAUUACCUAACCUUCGAGGCCGCCGUAACUGAGGAGGGAACAGGUAUCAGUCGCUCAGGCAGCAAAAACAUCCAGUUGGACUACUCCCUUGGGAAAGCUGCUUUUGUUGACACACCAGACAAGAUAGAGGACGGAGCAGUAUUGCAGGGCAAGAUCAGAGCAACCCAUUACAACGGCUCGGUCAUCCCCUACACAGCCGUCCACCUGUUUAAAGGUCCGCGGUGGAGCGCUGAACUGCUCCAGAACCUGACUACAGACGCGGCAGGAGUGGCCCAGUUCACCCUGGACACCACCGCGUACCUAGGACAAUUCGAGAUCUUGGCCAGCCUGUCUGUAGAAAUAGACCGAUACGUGCCCUACAGGACUCCCUACUACGACCACGCUUUCUAUACGGUGUCACGGCUGCGGCCGGCAUCUGAGUUCACCCCGGUCGUCAGCGGCCUGGAGGUCAAGGACAUAGAGGGGGAUCUGAAGUGUGGAGAGGACGCCGCCAUCACCGUCAAGUACUCCUUCGUUGGAGAAGACUUCCAGGCACCGGCUGUGGACAUCAUUUACAUGGCGUUGUCCAAGGGGCAUAUUGUCCACCAUGGCUUCACUCAGGCCUCAGUGGCGGGCUCCAAACUGCUGACCACAGGUGAAGUGUCCUUCAAGCUGCCCGUCAGGCCUCAGAUGGCUCCUACAGUGCAGGUCGUGGUCUACUGCGUCCUGCCCAGCGAGACCGUGCUCGCCAACAGCAGGAAAUUCGAAAUUCAGAAAUGCUUUGCAAAUAAGGUGUCAGUGCAAUUCUCUCCCCCCAGAGCGCUGCCUGGAGAGAAGGGCUCCCUGCAGCUGUCUGCCCAGCCUGGCUCUCUGUGUGGCCUCAGUGCCGUGGACCAGAGCGUCUCACUCCUGGAGCCGGGCAAACAACUGGACGCCGAAAAGGUGUAUGACCUGCUCCCGUAUUUCGAGGGUGAUGUUCGGUAUGGGCUUCGGGACCCAGAGGAGUGUCUGGAGGUGAGGCCGCGGCGAUCCGUCCCUCCUCGCCCAUACUACCCCAGACCAAGACCUGAGAAAGGAGCCAUCACCACCUUUUAUGAAAACGGGUUGAAGGUAGUGUCCAAUCUGCUGCUUAAGACGCCGGACUGUCUACUCUUCAAAGGAGAGCGGUACCGCUAUUCGCCUGAUGGGGAGUAUGGUCCGAUCAUGUAUCGUCAUCACCAUGUUGUGGGCGCGGCGCCUGGGCCGGGUAUGAGAUAUGAUUCCCCAGACGGCGGCUAUGCAGAGCCUGCAGCCACUGUGCGCACUGUCUUCCCAGAGACAUGGAUAUGGGACCUAGCUGAAGUCGGAGCCUCCGGCGACACUGAGGUGCCUCUCACUGUCCCCGACACCAUCACCACCUGGGAGACGGAGGCCUUCUGCCUGCACCCCCAGGGCUUUGGCCUGGCCCCCCCAGUCCAGCUCACCGUUUUCCAGCCUUUCUUCCUGGAGCUGUCCCUGCCCUACUCCAUCGUCCGGGGAGAGACCUUCCAGCUCAAAGCCACAGUCUUCAACUACCUGCCCAAGUGCAUCAGGGUCACAGUGACUCCUGCCCCCUCGUCAGACUUCACGCUGAGCCCCGUGGCUGAGGGCCAGUACUCCUCCUGUCUGUGUGCCAACGGCAGGAAGACCUUCAGCUGGACUCUGGUGCCCUCUGUGCUGGGUGUGAUGAAUGUGACGGUGAGUGCGGAGGCCGGUCCAUCUGAGGGCCAGUGUGGUGGUAACGAGCUGGUGACCGUGCCAGAGAAGGGCCGCAUAGACACAGUCACACGCCCCCUGCUGGUCAAGGCAGAAGGGGUGGAGCUGAGUAAAAGCUUCAACUGGCUACUGUGUCCAAAAGGAAACACUCUAACAGAGGAGGUGGAGCUGACUCUACCUGCAGAAGUAGUGAAGGGAUCAGCCAGAGCCUCAGUGGCUGUACUGGGUGACAUCAUGGGUCGUGCUCUGAAGAACAUCGACAGUCUCCUCCAGAUGCCCUACGGGUGCGGAGAGCAGAACAUGGCCAUCCUCUCCCCAAACAUCUACAUCCUGCAGUACCUCCAGAACACCGGCCAGCUCACCCCAGACAUCAAGGAGAAAGCCACCAACUUCCUCAAGAAUGGAUACCAGAGGCAGCUGAACUACAAGCACAGGGAUGGAGCUUACAGCACGUUUGGCAGGGGACUAGGAAACACUUGGCUGACUGCAUUUGUGUUGAGGUCCUUCGGCAAAGCCAAGUCCUUCGUCACUAUUGACCCUCAAGUCAUCUCUAGCGCCACCACCUGGCUGGAGGCGAAACGAAGACCAGACGGUGUGUACGACAUGCAGGGAUCACUCUUCAACAACAGAAUGAAGGGGGGAGUAAAGGAUGACGUCACCAUAACUGCUUACAUUGCUGCCGCAAUGCUUGAACUUCAACUUCCUUUGCACGAAGCCACCCAGAAGUAUUUGAAGUCGUCCGUCAAUGACGUGUCUAACACCUACGCCACUGCUCUGCGGGCCUACGCCUUCAGCCUGGCAGGAGAAGAGGACAUCAGGGCUCAGCUUCUCAAGCACUUGGACAGUGUAGCAACCUCUGACGGGAGCCUCCUGCACUGGUCCAAGUCGUCAUCAGAGAAGGCUGAUUCUCUGGGGGUGGAGACGAGUGCUUAUGUGCUGUUAGCUUCCCUCACCAAGCCCACACUGACUGCUGCUGACCUGGGCUACGCGGCCAGGAUCGUCAGCUGGCUGGUGAAGCAGCAGAAUCCAUAUGGGGGCUUCUCUUCCACACAGGACACGGUGGUGGCACUGCAGGCUCUGGCUCUGUACGCCACCAAGGUCUUCAGCCCGCAGGGCUCCAGCACCGUCACAGUGCAGGCAGCAGGAGGCGCCAAACAGCAGUUUGAUGUGAACCAGCACAACUCCUUGCUGUACCAGGAGAGGGCGCUGCAGGACGUCCCUGGGAAAUACAGCGUGGAGGUCAAAGGAUCAGCAUGCGCAUCUGUGGGGGUGUCUUUGUUCUACAACAUCCCCACUCCCACUGACCAGUCCACCUUGAGCAUCUCAGCUCAUGCCAAGCCCCUGGCUGAGGGAGAGUGCAACAAAGCCACUGCACAGGCCUUCACCUUGGAAGUCGAACUCAAGUACAGCGGGCAGCUGGAGAGUACCAAUAUGGCCAUAGUGGACGUGGCAAUGCUGUCAGGCUUCAGUGCCGACGCAGACUCUGUUGAAAGUCUGAAGCGCAGCCUGUUAGUGGACCGAGUCGACAAGAAAGACGACCACAUCCUGGUGUACCUGACACAGGUUCCCAAGGAGAUGAAGUUGCGUUACCAGCUGACCAUCAGACAGGAUCUCCCGGUCAGCAACCUGAAGCCAGCAGUGGUCAAGGUGUACGACUACUACCAACCCAGCGACCAGGCUGAAGCAGAGUACUCCUAUCCAUGUGCAUAGGCGAGGGGCAGGCCCUGAUGUCAACUCCUACCCAUGUCGAUAGGAGACGGCUCUAGUGUGUGAUUGUGUGUGUGUGUGUGUGUGCUCCCAUUGUUGUGCAUAUGAAGACUGAGACAGCAACCUGAUACUUGCUGCGUGUGCAUGCACGCGUGUGAAUGUGAAUGUGUGUGAGUGCAUAAGAUCAACUGGUCCAUAUCAAAGUAUGUUGUGCGCGUGUGUGUGUGCGUGCGCGUGUGUGAGUGACUGCGCGUGCGUGUGUGUGCAUCCGUGUGUGUGUGUGCGCGCGUGUGUUGGGGGUGGCUUGACUAAGAGACAUAGACAUGUAAAAUGUUGUAUGUAUUUGUGAAAUGUUUUAAAAUACAUUCAUGAUGUCCACAUGUGUGAUGAUGUGUAAUUAUACUGUAAACAUGUAUACAUUAUAAAAUGCCCAUCUAAAUUAAAUGUUAUGAAUCUAAAAUAUUAAAUAUUAAUUUUCAAGAUUUA